UGAUCACUGCAGUACAGCAUUCGGCCACGGGCUGAAAUGUCAGCAAUGUAAACACAGACGUGGAUAUCUCUAGCCUGCAGCCUGGUCCUGCUUUGGAAAUUUGAUGUUGCAGUCGUCAGCAUGGCUUCAACCUCCAGCUUUGCUCCUCCAAAACUGUCUGAAUACAUCCUUACAGAGCGGCUGGGCAGUGGCACCUAUGCUACAGUCUACAAAGCCUACAGUAAGGGGGACAGUCGAGAGGUGGUGGCAGUGAAGGUGGUUGCGAAGAAGACUCUAAACAAGGCAUCUACAGAAAACCUGCUCACGGAGAUCGAAAUCCUCAAGACGAUGCGUCACCCACAUAUAGUCCAGCUAAAAGACUUCCAGUGGGAUGCUGAGAAUAUUUAUCUGAUCCUGGAGUGGUGUUCAGGAGGAGAUCUCUCCCGCUUUAUUCGCAGCCGCAGGAUUUUACCGGAGAGGGUGGCUCGGCGCUUCCUGCAACAGAUAGCCUGUGCCCUGCAGUUUCUUCAUGAGCGAAACAUUUCACACCUGGACUUGAAACCUCAGAAUAUUCUGCUCAGCGGCUCUAUCCUAAAACUAGCAGAUUUUGGUUUCGCCCAGUACAUGUCACCAUGGGAUGAGCAGAGUAUCUUGAGGGGUUCUCCUCUUUACAUGGCUCCUGAGAUGGUGUGCCGACGCCAGUAUGACUCCAGGGUGGACCUUUGGUCAGUAGGAGUCAUUCUCUAUGAGGCACUGUUUGGGCGAGCACCAUUUGCAUCAAGGUCAUAUGCUGAAUUGGAGGAGAAGAUCCGGAGUAACCAACCUAUUGAGCUCCCUCCUGGGGCCAGGGUAUCCAAGGACUGCAGAGACCUUCUGUUGCGGCUGCUAGAGCGAAAUCCAGAUGCUCGGAUCACCUUUGCAGAGUUCUUCACCCACCCCUUUGUGGAUAUGGAGCACAUGCCGAGUGCGGAGAGCCUAGUGAAAGCGAAGGAGCUGGUCCAGCAGGCCGUUCGGAAGGACCAGGAGGGGGAGAGGUCUGCUGCCCUCUCUCUGUACUGCAGUGCCCUUGAGCACUUUGUCCCCUCCAUUCACUACGAGACAGACCGACAGCGCAAAGAUGCCCUCAGGCGGAAGGUCAGCCAGUAUGUAUCGCGAGCCGAGGAGCUGAAAGCCCUGGUGGCCUCAGACAACAGACUGAGCUUUGAGGAGGCCCGGACCGCAAGGGAUGUCCUCCGAGAAAUGUCUCGAGACCAACCACGGCUGCUGGCUGCUCUGGAGAUGGCCUCCACUGCUAUUGCUAAGGAGGAGAGUGGAUCGGACGAUCAGGAAGCCCUGGAUGUGUACCAACAGUGCUUAGGAGAGCUACUGUUGGCGCUAGCAGCCGAGCCCCAGGGCCGCAGGCGAGAGCUGCUCCAUAAUGAGAUUAAAAGUCUCAUGUCCAGAGCUGAAUACCUCAAAAAGCAUAUCAAGAUGCAGGAGACUCAGAGGGACGUGUCUCUGGAACGAGAACCUCUUGCGGACUCCGUCAGAAGCUCUUGCUGUUUGCAGUGAGCUUGACGGCCACCGUGAGAACUGGCUGCUACGCCCCACAAAGCAUCAGACACAGAGCCUUCACCUGACCAGGUUUUUUUUUUUUUUUUCCGAGGCCAAAUCAAACCCGCAUCACACCUCACCCUAACUAACUCAGAACGCUGUCCGGGUGGGAUAUUACAGUUGCCAGCCAAACGUGGUCACUGUUUUGGUUGUUGCUGGAAAGUUGAUGAUUUGGCAGGCUGAGAAGUUGUGUUUAUACUUUUUGAGGGAAAAAAAAGUUUGGCUGAAAUACUGAAAGUAGCUCUUGAAUUUUGGAUUUGCACACUGGUGAAUGUGAAAGUUAGUUCCCUGCUCUUUACACGAUGUUGUUCCUCAGCCUCAAAUCCCUCCUCCUGAUACACCAUUGAUAUGUAAAUGCUGGACAGCUUGUGUGACAAUACCACACUGUCAUGGUAAGCGAGUUAAACAGAGAUUGUUGCAUUUAUUGUUGUGCCAAUCAUUCAACAGUGUUUGCAGCACACCUAAAAACUGUGAAAACCUGAAAAUACAAUCAGAUAGGAACUAUGACGUCAAGAAGUAUCACAUCAGUUUUGACCUGUAGUAUUAAGUAUAUUGAGGCUCUGCAAACAUGCACAUACUCCCUCACCCUCCCUUCACCACUGCCUUUACUGUGGGUCAACCACAGGCUCACCAUGCUCUCUCCGCUGAUGGAGCGCUCUCCACCACUAUGAGGGGAAAACUGGAGAGGUGCGGCCUCUGCCAUAUUUACACUAGACUUGCAUUUUCUUAGGUUUGGCACUGGCAGGGUAUUUGAGGGAUACAGUGAGUUGUAGCGCUCAAGCAAAGCCUUCAUAACUAGGCCUCUGUGAAACGGUAAAAAGCUUAACAGCCGGUGGCAGUCGCUGUUGUAGGUCUCCACACACUGUUUUCAUUUCAGACGGGUAAAGUGCUUGAAUAUCCAAAAGGGAGCUUUACUUUGUGAAUCCAAUUUUUAAGGCAACUGGAGAAAAAUACCUGUAACAGGAGUCAAAGGAGAAAACUAUGAAUAUGUCUGCCGGCGAGAUCUCCACACUGCUGUCUUGUUUUCUUUUUUAUUUGAAUGUUUAUACAGCUGUGAUUUUAUAUUUUAUGUAUUUAUUGAAUGAGAGAUUCAAAGGAAAAUAAAAUGGCAAACUCUGAA
Messenger RNA from Epinephelus lanceolatus (giant grouper), 2692 nucleotides. RefSeq names its product unc-51 like kinase 3 (gene ulk3). Gene Ontology annotation, cellular component: autophagosome; cytosol; phagophore assembly site. Gene Ontology annotation, biological process: protein autophosphorylation; peptidyl-serine phosphorylation; piecemeal microautophagy of the nucleus. Gene Ontology annotation, molecular function: protein serine/threonine kinase activity; ATP binding. NCBI's taxonomy places the organism in Eukaryota, Metazoa, Chordata, Actinopteri, Perciformes, Serranidae. The record is from RefSeq and is a predicted model, not a curated record.